Messenger RNA from Etheostoma cragini (Arkansas darter), 1832 nucleotides. It is a transcript of the gene hdhd5, whose product is annotated as haloacid dehalogenase like hydrolase domain containing 5. The transcript has 8 exons. Gene Ontology annotation, biological process: glycerophospholipid biosynthetic process. Bases 212 to 1552 code for a protein of 446 amino acids. The record is from RefSeq and is a predicted model, not a curated record. Lineage: Eukaryota; Metazoa; Chordata; Actinopteri; Perciformes; Percidae. Gene Ontology annotation, cellular component: mitochondrion.
CUCAUUCAUUGUCAUUCGCGGUUUCUGUUUUGUGGACUGAAUGGCAGCUAAGUUACUGGCAGCAAUGAGGAGAUAGCGCAGAGUUCAGUAUUGGCUCACUGUAAUACCAUGACCCAUUUUUUCAGCCGUAAGUAGACAGUUGCCGUUAGCUCAGCUAAAGUUGCUUAGCUCUUGUUUACCCGCCGGCUUUUACACACAAGUGCCCGGAGAAAUGCAGAGAAUACGGUCAUUGAAAAGCGGUUGGCAGCUACUGAAAUCAAGCUGUGAGGCAGCAGCAAAACAAGUAAACACCUCGCCUUCGACCUCACGAAAUUACAGCCAUGGCUCCAGCUCCUUCGGGCUCCUCUUCGACAUUGAUGGGGUCCUGGUGCGGGGCAGGACGCCGAUCCCUGCAGCCAAGCAGUGCUUCAGGGACCUGGUGGACAGCAAUGGGAAAUACAAGGUGCCUGUGGUGUUUGUCACCAAUGCUGGGAACUGCAUGAGGCAGGCUAAAGCUGAACAUCUGUCACAUCUGCUCGAGGUGGAGGUUUCUCCAGACCAGGUGAUGCUGUCCCACAGUCCUUUGCGAAUGUUUACCCAGUUCCACAAAAUGCGUGUGCUGGUGUCGGGACAGGGUCCUGUGGAGGAGGUCGCUCACAACCUUGGCUUUCAGAAUGUUGUUACUAUAGACAUGCUCAGGGAAGCAUAUCCUCUUCUGGAUGUCGUAGAUCACAACAGAAGGCCCAAAGACAGUAUUCCCCCCACCAAAGGCUUAUGGCCGAUAGACGCUGUCAUCUUAUUUGGUGAACCAAUCAGAUGGGAGACCAACCUCCAGCUUAUCCUUGAUGUGCUCCUGACAAAUGGGAGCCCAGACAAUGCCUGGAGUUCGAUGCGGUACCCUCACAUCCCAGUCUUGGCCUGUAACAUGGACCUGCUGUGGAUGGCCGAGGCAAAGAAUCCCAGGUUUGGUCACGGUAUGUUCCUGGUGAGCUUAGAGAGCCUGUUUAAGAAGGUCACUGGCUAUAAGCUGAAGUACGAGGCUCUGAUCGGCAAACCUAGUGUGGUGACUUACAACUACGCUGAGCUGCUGAUUAGACAGCAGGCUGAGAGACUUGGCUGGACCACACCUGUGAAGAGGCUGUAUGCUAUAGGUGAUAACCCAAUGGCCGACGUAUACGGCGCCAACCUCUACAACCACUACCUUCAGGCUUCUCAGCGCACCAGGGCCCAGAUGCAGGCUAAGAGUCGCGGAGGAGGUGAAGAUCCCUCGGCAGAAGCUGCUACCACUCCAAAAAUGACAUCUGCCGAACUAGGCGGAGCAACAGCUGAGUAUGGGGCAGAGGAGGACCUCCCCGAGGGCUGCAGCUCCAUCCUGGUGUGCACAGGAGUGUACAGCAGAGACCAGCAGGAGCUGCCCUCGGACCCGACGCAAACUGUCACCGAGCAGCACAUCUUCCACGGUCACAGGGACUUCCGCUUUGACCCCAGCCUCACGCAGCCGUCCUUCGUGGUGGAGGAUGUGAAGGAGGCGGUGGAGCUGGUGUUUCAGCAAGAAGGCUGGCCUCUAGAGUAGGACGGUAAGUGGGUCUCAAACUCUGGCUUCAUCUCCCAGCCGUCCAUUAAACAGCUCUGACGACCUUUAACUGGUAGUUACAGAAGCUUUAUGAGUUUAUUUUCUAAUCCAUGCCACUUAUGUAGCUGUUUCAGGGGAUCGUUCUUAGAGAUUUGUAUAAAGUGCCAGAGAAUCAGCUGCAAAAAAAAAAAUGCAGUUUUAACACUAAUUAUAAGAAGCCAAGUUUAUUAGGUGGGAGAAGUGUCCUUUCUUGCCUUUGUACGACACAAUCUACAUGUGC